AGUCAGUCCUCAAUGGGAGCCAGUUCCCCACUUCCUUCAGCAGCAAAGGGGAUGCCGAUGCGAGUAUGGCUACUGCAGUUCGCUUCUUUCCCUGACUGGAUGAGUGCCCCGAGGUGGCUUUCCACCAAGGGCCCAGGGACACUAGAGCAGGUCGAGUUUCCCUCCUUGCUAGGCCAUAGCCGUCACAUUAUUUGCUCUGCACCUUGAUUGCCUCCGUUUAUCUCGUCAAACAAUCCGCCUCACGCAGUCAGUCACCAUGGCCGACGACACUGUCGCCGGUGCGCGCAUCGAGGCCCCGAUUACAUGGAAAACCUACCUCAUGUGUGCCUUUGCGGCGUUUGGCGGCAUCUUUUUUGGAUACGACUCGGGGUAUGUUAACGGUGUCCUUGGAAUGGAUUACUUUAUCCAUGAAUUCACCGGAAAGGUCAAGGAGGAGCUUGAGGACCCAUCAGACUACGCGAUCUCCUCUUCCAACAAAUCCCUGAUUGUCUCCAUCCUAUCAGCCGGCACAUUCUUCGGCGCCCUCAUUGCAGGUGACAUUGCAGAUUGGUAUGGCCGCCGCACGACGAUUAUCUGUGGUUGUGCGAUAUUUUCCGUCGGUGUUGCCUUUCAGAUUGCAUCGACCACUGUUGCGAUGUUGGUAGUUGGACGAUUAAUCGCAGGAUUCGGUGUCGGGUUUGUAUCUGCCAUUAUCAUCCUCUACAUGUCAGAGAUUGCACCCCGUAAAGUUCGUGGAGCAGUGGUUUCUGGCUAUCAGUUUUGCAUCACCAUUGGACUGAUGCUGGCUUCAUGCGUGAACUACGGGACAGAGAACUACACUACCUCGGGCUCCUAUCGCAUCCCGAUUGGCCUGCAACUACUUUGGGCGUUUAUUCUAGCAGGGGGCCUGUUCCUGCUCCCCGAAUCGCCUCGCUAUUUUGUUCGAAAAGGUGACCUGGCGCAAGCGACUCGGGUCCUCGCGCGCAUUCGCGGCCAGCCAAAUGAUUCCCAGUAUAUUCAAGAAGAACUGGCGGAGAUCGUGGCGAACUAUGAAUACGAGACGAAUCUUAUCCCCCCCGGCGGUUACUUCCAGACCUGGCUCAAUUGCUUCAAGGGGGGUCUCUCGAGUCCGAACAGUAACCUCCGUCGGACGAUCUUGGGGACUUCACUGCAGAUGAUGCAACAGUGGACUGGCGUCAACUUCGUCUUCUACUUUGGAACUACCUUCUUCCAGAACCUCGGAACCAUCGACGAUCCAUUCCUCAUCAGCAUGAUCACAACAAUCGUCAACGUAUUCUCCACGCCAAUCUCCUUCUACACAAUGGAAAAAGUCGGACGCCGUCCCUUGCUCCUCUGGGGUGCCUUGGGCAUGGUCAUUUGCCAGUUCAUCGUGGCGAUUGCGGGCACAGUCGAUGGCAAUAACAGCCAGACUGUUAGUGCGCAGAUCUCGUUUAUCUGCAUCUAUAUCUUCUUCUUCGCGUCCACCUGGGGCCCGGGCGCUUGGGUCGUCAUUGGUGAAAUUUACCCUCUCCCUAUUCGAUCUCGCGGCGUGGCUCUAUCCACCGCGUCGAACUGGCUAUGGAACUGCAUCAUCGCCGUCAUAACCCCCUACAUGGUCGACACCGACAAAGGCAACCUGAAAUCCCGCGUCUUCUUCAUCUGGGGCUCGCUCUGUUCCUGCGCAUUCGUGUACACGUACUUCCUUGUCCCCGAGACCAAGGGACUCACCCUUGAACAGGUCGACAAGAUGAUGGAGGAGACGACCCCGCGCACGUCGGCGAAAUGGAAGCCGCAUAGCCGGUUUGUUGAGGAGGUUAAGAGGAAUGACGGGGCUGUGGAACUUGGGGAUGUUGCUGCGAAGGCGUGAGGGUUGGUUGAGGGUUAAGUUCAGGGUGUUACGGUUGAGGGCUUCUGUGGUAGCCUUGGAGGGGUACGGAGAUGGAUGUGAUGGGCCUCUGGACUACAGAUGCUGAUGCGCCGGGUAGCUAUACGUCUUUUAUGAAGGACAAUACACUCGUUCCAGCAUUGAGUAACUGCUUGAACAUCCUUGCCGGAGAAAUGAUCCACCGAG
Molecule: messenger RNA, 2050 nt
Organism: Aspergillus calidoustus
Lineage: Eukaryota; Fungi; Ascomycota; Eurotiomycetes; Eurotiales; Aspergillaceae
Source: the annotation of a GenBank genome assembly